Messenger RNA from Paramecium pentaurelia, 1272 nucleotides. The record is from the annotation of a GenBank genome assembly. NCBI's taxonomy places the organism in Eukaryota, Ciliophora, Oligohymenophorea, Peniculida, Parameciidae.
AUGAGAAAUCAAAGAAAAUCAUAAGUAACUUAAAAUAUUGAAUUUUUUAGAGUCCGUUUAGAACUAAUUAAUCUAUUAUGAGGGACAGUCCAAAUACUUAAUUAGAUGAAUCAAGCAUUUCAACUAAUAGAAUUCCAUAAAAUAGAGAAUCAAUCAGAGCAAGAAUGAAGAUUAAUUAAUCUCAUAAUAAUGCUCUAGCUUAAGGUGGAUAAAUUAGAAAAUAAAUUGCAAAUGAAAGAACAUCAGCUAAAGGUGGAAAUCCUAAUGAAUUUAAUCCAAAGAAAUUUGUAACUAAAGAUCUCAAAGUAAUGUAGCUAUCUAUUACAGGAAUCUGAUAUUAUAGAUAUCAAACAAGUUUUUGAUUAUUAUGAUUCUGAAUAAGCUGGCAUAUUAUCACCUAAUGAUUUAGAGUAAUUGCUUUCAAGUUUUGGAUAUCAUCCAACUAAAGAGACUCUAUAUGGUAUUAAGGUUCUAUCAUUACCUUUUUAGAGAUUUUUUCAGAAUUAGAUGAAGAUGAAUUAGGAGGAAUUACUUUUGAAUAUUUUCUUGGUAUUUUGAAUCAAGAUAAAUCUAAAUCAGAAAGAAAGGAUACUAUAAGGAGGAUAUAUAGGAAAUAUGAUAAAAAUAAUAAAGGUUUUAUAACUCUUCAAGAUUUAAGAUAAGUAGUAUAUAAAGAUUUGAAAGAGGAAAUUGAUGAAGAAGUCUUAGCAGAAGUAAAUUAUCUAAUAAAAGAAGAUCUUUAAAAAAACUGAUUCUAAUUAAGAUGGUAAGAUGACAUUUGAGGAUUUCUAUAAUGUGAUGACCAAAAAGGUGUAUUAUUGAUAUUAUUAUACAGUGCAUAUUUAAUUAUAAUGUCUUGCUUUAUAAAUUUAACACAAAGAGCCAAAAGAACUCUUUCAAUCGGUAUGUUAAUCAUUAUAUAAAUCAGAUUUUUAAUUUUAAGGGGCUUUACCAAAAAUAUAAUUGACUAGAUCAAGAGCAUUAACUUUCAACAAAAACCAUAUUUCCAAAAACUCAUUUUCUAUCUCUCUUAAAAUGAAUUCUAUAUCACCAAAAGUGAAUUCGAGACCUGUCAUGAAUGAUUUCCAUUUUUUUAAAUUGUAAAACUGCUAGAAAACAUAACCAUUAUAAGAAUUACAAUUUUUGAAAAAAAGUACAAAUAAGAAAACAAUAAAAAAAAAACCAUCUCUUGAUUUCAGUGUCUCUGGAUUUGAAACAACAGAUAUAGAGAGGGAAGAUAUCUUUCUAUAAUCAUAUGUUAGAAAAUAAUGA